AUGGAUUCAAAUAAGAUACACGUGCAAUCAGUGCAACUACUUCAACUUGGAGUUGAUAAUCAAACUCAUGCCAUCACUAAAGGACGAUUUCAACUCUUGCAAAAUUACUGGAAUAAAUGCCAGGAGAAUGCCGCUAUCAUUGAGGCAGUAGCAACCGACGCAGACGCGGCACAGCUUCCCUUCUUCAAGAACAAGCUGCUAGACAAGGCAGAGGUCUCGUACAUGCAAGCCUACGACUUCUUUCAAGAAAAACUCGAGGCAUUCAACGUCGCUUCAAUUUCCAUUCCUGUACCAACGGCGGCCACAACGACGUCCAUCAACGAGAUCCGAUUGCCGAAGAUCAACUUGCCUUCUUUCUCCGCGCGUCGUGGCAUUCCAUCCGAUCUUUAUUCCGACAACGCGACUACCUAUCAAGGCGCGGAUCGCGAACUUGUUACAGCGAUCCGACAGACUCAAGCCGACGUAGAUCUGCAGGCAAAGUUCGCGUCAAAGCCAGUUCAAUGGCAUUUCAUUCCGCCUUCUGCCCCUCAUUUUGGGGGCAUGUGGGAGGCAGGUGUUAAGAGUGUUAAGCACCACUUGCGACGUAUACUUGGUUCCUGCACACCUACGGUCGAAGAGUUCACCACUCUUUUAUGUAACAUCGAAGCAUGUUUGAAUUCGCGCCCGAUCGCCGCACUUCAUGACGAUGUAAAUUCUUACAAUGCGCUCACACCAGGGCAUUUUUUAAUUGGUAGUGCCAUUAAAUUGAUUCCGAGUCCGAGCGUCUUACAUAUCUCCGAGUCACGACUCGAUCGAUGGCAAUUAAUGCGUGCGAAAUACGAGCAAUUUUGGAAAUUGUGGAGUCUUGACUACUUGAACACCUUGCAGCAGCGUUUCAAAUGGCAGAAUCGAUCUGAUGAAUUUUGCAUAAACGAUAUUGUUCUAAUAAAAAAUCCUAAUUUACCUCCCUGCAGAUGGGAGCUUGCGAGAAUCAUCGAAUGUAAGCCUGACAAGGAUGGCCUGGUGCGAGUUGCUCAGGUCAAGACCGCGUCUUCUACUUUUGUAAGACCUAUUGUUAAACUCUGUAAAUUGCCGGUAAGUCCGGACGGUUCAGCGUAA
Messenger RNA from Nylanderia fulva, 1098 nucleotides. RefSeq lists its product as uncharacterized. The record is from RefSeq and is a predicted model, not a curated record. Lineage: Eukaryota; Metazoa; Arthropoda; Insecta; Hymenoptera; Formicidae.